This is a messenger RNA of Sclerotinia sclerotiorum 1980 UF-70, 162 nucleotides long. RefSeq lists its product with no specific name. NCBI's taxonomy places the organism in Eukaryota, Fungi, Ascomycota, Leotiomycetes, Helotiales, Sclerotiniaceae. The record is from RefSeq and is a predicted model, not a curated record. Bases 1 to 162 code for a protein of 53 amino acids. The transcript has a single exon.
AUGACCCAAGAAGGGAUAUACAAGGGGAACAGCAGGGAAGAGAGGAUCAUUGGUAAGGUUAUCAGAUGGCAGCUGGGAGUUAGAUGUGACAGGAGUCCGGGAGAUAGGUGGCACGGUGAGAGAGGAGCGAUUUUGAUACAACGAAUAACAUGGGGAAAAUAG